Cyphellophora attinorum is the source of this 4149-nucleotide messenger RNA. RefSeq lists its product as uncharacterized. The record is from RefSeq and is a predicted model, not a curated record. The transcript is spliced from 2 exons. Bases 1 to 4149 code for a protein of 1382 amino acids. Lineage: Eukaryota; Fungi; Ascomycota; Eurotiomycetes; Chaetothyriales; Cyphellophoraceae.
AUGCCUGUUCUCAGCAAGGUUGCGGUUGGAGAUGUCGAUGACGGUGACGGUGACGAUUUGCGCGACUUCAUUGUCCCUGAUGACGCAGAGAUCGAGUACGAGGGUGAUAGACCGGCCAAGAAGAAGUCGGACGCUAAGAAGCGGAAGUCAGCGAUCAAGAACCAGAAGUCAGCAAGCGAGAAGCAGAAGACUCGCCAAAGCAAGAGCGCAGAAGGUUCAGCGUCUUCGCGCAAGAGCGGCGUGAACAAUGAUCAGAGUGCUCCUGACUUGAUUGGCACGAAGCGUCUAGAGUCUGUCAACAAAGACAAGAUCAAGGCAACAUGGAAGCUGUGGGAGAAACACGAGGUUCGCCCAGAUGCCAAUGACUUGUCUCAGGCUGAUGCCGACAAGCUCAACGCCUGCAUCAUCGACGGGACAAUGUUACGUCGAGUCGCUAAAAAGGACCUCCGCGGCCUCCUCAACUCGGACAACUUCUACCAGUACAAGAAGAAGCUCUACAUCACUAUCCCUGGAUUUAAGGCCAGCGACUAUGCUCGCGCCGCGCCACAGCAGAUCCGCAAGCAGUUGUUUGGGCAGCCUUUGAAGCGGUUUUCGUACCGACAGUGGCUAGCACAGGCCAUUCUGUACGGCCAUCCGCCUCUCUUGACGAUUCCCGAAAUCGAACAGGCGUUUAUUGCCAAAAUUCGCGCAAACGAAAAAUGGGAUGCAUGGCCAUCCAAGUUUGGCGAUGAGUUUAGCCGCCGCUUGCGGAUAUUUCCUGAUCCCGACGAUCGCUUCGUCAAAGUCGAAGAUGGCGAAGAUGUAACAACCAGCACAGGACGAGGUCCGGAAGCGGAUUUGAGCAUUCCCUCACCAGCAGAACGACACGGUGGAUCUGCAGCACUACGGUCCCCUACCACUGUCAGCGAUGGGGACACUGAGAUGGACCUGGACGAGAGUCCAAAUUACGCUGCGACCCCGAGGCGGGCAUCAGCGUAUCAAGAAGGGGACGGCGAAUUUUCGCCGACUACUACUCGAACUCGGUCGGCCCGGAAGGAAGCGAUAAACCGGGUCUACGAGCACCCUCUUCAGGAGGGCCUCAGCAUAGUCAUUCCACGGCGCUCAUUCGAGGCACCUCCAUUCAGUCGGUCAGCAUUGGUGCCGGUCGCUGAAGCCCACCCCGAGCAUAUUCAUGACCUUGACCCGAUUCCGCAGCAAGCCGAUGGACACGUAACGAAUGAUGCCAUCGAGGAUGUGACGGAACAAGACCUCGAGAAUAUGUCAGAGAAGGAGCAGAUCCAACGAGCAAAAGACCGGAGUCUUCGUCCGUCAACGAAUGUUAACGCUGCCAACUUUGUCCACAGUGCUGACCUGGUGGAGCGAGAGUCGCAAGCUUCAGGUCGAGAAGCCCGGGAGACGACCAUCGAACUUCCUUUCCACACCAAGGGUGGCACUCAGGCAAGCACAGAUGCCGACGCAGAGUCCUCCACGAAGAAGCGAAAGCAUAAGAAAGAGGCGACAGCCGCCCAACAUCCCUCAAAAGCUGUCUCUUCGGCCGCCACCGCCCGGUCGGCUGUUGACAUCGAAAUCGACGAAUUGCGCAUUUCGUGCGCACAGUUGAGAGAAUGGGCCCGACAAUUGUCGCGGAACGAUGCUGUGCCGCUUCUACAAGGCACCGACAUGCAGCCGUUUCAGCUUUAUCUUGAUCCAGACGACUCCCUCAAUUAUCUAGUCUCCAUUGGCGGCGAGUGCUUCUCCGACUUCAUGCCUGUGAUUGCGAUGGGCAAGGCCAUCAAAAAGUUUCAGGAGGACGCCAUCAUUCAGAUACGGUUGCUUGGGUCUCUCAAUCGCCCCAGAGCGCCAGGUGCUACAAGACCAAAUCUUGGUUCUCGAAGACGGACUACGGGAAAAGAAAUCAUGGCGUAUAUCAUGUCCCGACAUCCGCAUUUCGACCCUAAGCUCGGGCCGGCUCCGAAGAUGCGCGGCUCGGGAGAACAGGAAGAUUCCAGCUCCGCUCUUUCAAAGGGAGAGUCUCCCAGUACUAGGAAGCGGAAGUCUCCAGGGAACGACGACAACCUCGGCAAUACUAGGGGCCACGAUCAAAGCAGGCAUUCGGCGAAGAAGGCAAAGGUGAAGAAGAACAGUGUGCUCGAAGAAGAAGAGAUCGACACCUCAACUAUUCCGGGCGUGGAUGCAGUCAUGUCGGAUGUCGGAGCUACCUCGAGUACAUCGGCUGCGUCGCAGCGCAAGACCAUUCAAGCCGCCGCGCGUGACAUUGGCCAGAGCCCGGCUCAUCGAGGCAUGAACAGCCACGCCUUACAACAGAGUCCUCCUGAGAAGCGCGGUUCGAGAGAUGUGCCACAGGCGGAUGAGCCAGUCGAUGAAUCCUUCACAGAGCCGUCGGUUGAUACUAUCGAUCCUGCAAGCCUACAAAACGCCGAGGGAAGAUAUGUCUGCCGAUGGAAGAAUUGUGCCUCCAGUUGCAAAACUCUGCAGGAUCUAUUCAUGCACGCCGCGCAACACGAACUGCCUCAUGAUAGAUGUAGAUGGAACAAAUGUGGGCUGAAGGGGUUGGACGUCAGAGAUGAUUUCGUCAGACAUCUGUACAGUCAUGUGCCCUACCGAGUCUACCGUUGUGACAAAUGCGACAACGGCUAUGCAAUCCCCAGCAGUCUGCGGUCCCACUUUGUAAACUGGCAUACAGGAUUUGCGCCGCCCAGGUACGACAAAGCUACGCUGGUGCAGAUCAGUCCCUCGAAACCUGACCCGAGCAUGACGCGACCAAGUAGGUCAAAGGCUGGCGGAGGUUCAGCUGACGGAGGCCUGCCGAGCGCUUCUUCACAGCGAGCUACGGUCGGUCACGCCUCAAGCAGUGGGGAGGAAGAGGAAUCCGACAGAGAUGAAGAUGUCUCAAUGACAGAUCAAGUGUCGAUGGCCGGGAACGACGACGUUCCGAUAGCUGGGGAGGGCGCUGCGGACGCGAGUGGUGCUAGCAGCGACCGGAAGGUUAUCGACAUCUCAGACGAUGAAGACAGCACCGGCUCUGACCAGGAGGACUUCAUUGGCAGAUACCCCGAAGCUGAUGGCACCGGCAGCCGGAUUGAUCACAGUGACAACGCCAGUGAGCAUAAUGGCUCAGCUGACGGGACAGACCACGGCAGCGACUCGAACAACGAUAGUGAUUCAGACAGCGUGAGCGAUCAGGUCAGUGACGACGGUUCAGCCGCUGGCUCCGCGUCAAGCAGAGACAACACCUCCGACAGCGACAGCGAUUUGAGCAAAGACAGUGACUCAAGCUGUGGAUCUGAUAGGCAGUCGGUCAGAUCAGAACACGCGAACGCUGCCGACGACGAGAGCGAGCCACCUCUGGAAUCGCUAUCGCUUGAGCAACAUCUGUUGGGUCCCCACUUGCGCCUGCGCCGCGAGCGUGCAGCUCUCACAAGCGAUAUCCGGCUCCGGGAGGAGGUCCUUUCUAAGCACCAGCGUACUCUCAAUCAUGCAGAGACGCUGGAUGCACACAUCUUCAAGACACAGGAAAGACUAUUACGGCUUCCUAAAACAGAUCCUUUGAGGCCCGCGGUGGAAGCCAAGUACGAGCGCCAACUGAAGCAGAUACCUGUAUUCAAACGAGCUCUUCGGAAAACUCCCGCUCUGCUGAGAGAUGUCGACGCUAGAAUUGCUGCGCAGCCACAGACUGUGCGCACUACACAACUCUUGGUCGACACCCUCCGUCGUGCUCGGGCGAAGAAGCCAUUCCCUCCUGAACUGCUGGAGAGGGACAAUAAGGGCGGCCCCAUUUUCGCACAUGAGUUUCAACUACUCUGCGAAGCUGCCAACCGAUUGAGAGACGCAAGACGUAAUGGCUGGACUGCCGGAACAGCACAAAUGUCGCAGCUUACCAACCGGCGCAAUCGCCUGGACAAUAUGUACCAUCACAUUCGCGAUGGCAAAGUCUGCACCGUCGCUGAAGCUCAGUUGCUCAGCGCUCAAGCGGAUCACGGUCGCACCUGUGCCGCAUUUCGUGGUACGGAUGCUGUCGGCGCUGGAGUGGUUGACCCGAGCGUGAGUACUGCUUAUGCGGGAGUGCUGCGUGCUCUCAAGAGAGUGGAGGAGCAAGAAGCUGGCAAGGGAGAUAGUCAGGACUGGAAUGGCAGCCCAGGGACGCGAUGA